ACCAGAUUACUAAUACGAAGAAAGAAAGAAGGUAAAUUAGACAGGAGAGAGGAGAGAAGCAGCCCGAGCGUCGCCACCACAAGGAAACACACAGAGGGUAUCGGCAGACUACCUACAUCACCUUCGUCAGGAGGAUCGCCGCUCUGAGUCACCAUUAUGGCCUUUAUGAGACUGGUCAUGACGGUGGCGGUGGUGGUGGCGGCAGUGACGGGGCUGCCGCAGGAGGUGCCGGGACUAGCCAACAUGGAGAUUCUGAAGCUGGUGCCCAAACGCUCCCCUCACGGUACCCACGAAGCGCCCCUUCCCUUCAUCCCGACGGCAGCUGAUCGCCGUUACGAUGUUAUGAUUGACUAUGACGACUACUAUGACGACUACGAUGCUGACGAAGGCGUGGCCACCACCCUGGAACGGCCACUGUCCCUGCUGGCCGAGGAGCGCUCAGACUAUGCCCUCCGCCCCUUCGAUCUCACCCUACACCGGCAGAGUGACGCGAAUGAUGGUUUCAUUGAAGAGACCCAGGGCGUUUCUCCACAGACUUUCUCGGGACAUGCAAGGCCUCGGCCUCCACUCGGCGGACUCAGAAACCAUCCAGAUAACAGAGAAGUGGAUGUGAUUUCCAGCGACUUAGGGAGAUUCGUUCCAGAGGACAGGUUCGUUCCAGAUGCAGAAGAAAGGAUCAUUCCACUCACUGAGGAAAGGUUCUCUCCAAACGCAGAAGAGAGGUUUGUUCCAGCCAGUGAGGAAAGACCCAUUCCAGACACUGAGGAAAGGUUUGUUCCUGACACAGAGGAAAGGUUCAUCCCAGACACAGAAGAAAGGUUCAUUCCAGACACAGAAGAAAGAUUCAUUACAGGCACAAAAGAAAGGUUUGUUCCAGACACAGGGGACACGUUCCUUCCAAACACAGAGGAGGGGUUUGUACCCGCCACAGAGGAACGGUUUGGUUCAGAUCCCAGUGACCAGUUCCUUCAACACAAAGAUGAAAGUUUUGUCGUAGGUAACAGUGGGAGUUUCUCUCAAGGCACAGACAAGAUACAAGCUGCCCUGCACCACGCCUCAUUGACACCAGACAGCCUCUUGCUAGCACCUGAAAAAGACGCACCGCCGUUGAUCACUGAGGGGUCAAGGCACCAGGAUACAGUGGUUGUGGCGCCACCGAGCGCCCUCUGGAGAGAACAACAAGGCAUUGACAUCGGCAGCCCCAUUAUUUCACCCAUCAACACAGGUCGACAGGUCCGCCGCCUUCCAGAACGAUACGACUCACAUUCAGCUAAGAUCUACCCAGGCGACGCUCAGCACCCAAGCGAAACUUCGCUGCUGAGCUCUUCCCUCCGAGACAUUUACAAGUCACGAGCAAUCAGUGAUAACAGGUCCUCCAGGGCCUCAUACAGCCGUGCCUUGCAUUACCCUGAGGCUGAAUUCUCGCCGCAGCGCCACUCUCAACAUUCUCUUCAGGACCAAUACAGGACAUCAGGCAAAAAUGUUCCCAAACCCUCAACAGCAGAACUGAGCGAUGUCCCUCAUCAGCCGACUCACCAAGACCAUGCCCCGAGUCGCCUGACCCCUUCCUAUGUGCAGCGUGCAGAGCCUCAACCCACCACGAAGAGAGACAGAUCCCUGAACGCAGGGCAUCCCCCAGGCUCCAUGUCACGGGAGGAGAGGGCUUAUUAUACAGGUCUCCAACAGGAGAUUGAGAAGUCAGAGCUACUGGUAGAUGCGAUCAAGGACGUCAGGAUGCGGGAAGGGAAGUCCAUCAAGACCCUGAGGAGGCGCCAUGACAGUAAGCCAUCGGUCAUCAACUCCACGGCACCAGAUCUCAAGAAAGUCAAGGAAAUGUUUGGAAGUCACCCUCUGUAUCAGAACCUGCCGCGCGAGGAGCCCCUGGCGGUGAAGGAGGCGGGUCCCUUGCAGCACCGGGACGAGUACUCCAGCGAGCGGGACGAAUAUGAAAAGAUGUACCUGCCUGUCCGAGCCAAGACGCUCGAGCUGAGGGAAAUCCGCAAAGUCAAGGAAUACUUUCACUCCCUCGUGCCUCUGAAGACGAAGAAAAAGCCACGCUCCACCUCAUCUCCGCGUCGCCAGCCCCAGACCCUGCCGGUCACCACCUUCAAGCCAGCACUCGUCUCAAAAUACAUAAAGUACAGCAAGCCUCAUUCAGUGACCACGUCCAAGCCUUACUAUAAACCACCAGUCACUUCCUACGUCAAACUAGGGCACAAAAAGGACUCCCCACCUCCACGAUAUUCAAAAUUACCUUCAGGAUAUUCCAAGCAGAACACCCCACUGCCCAGUGACAUCCAUAUCCCUCCAAAAUCUCAACGCAUACCCUCCAUCACGAAGCCCCGCAACACCCCUGCACCCAGUCCAAGAAGGAGCGACACACCACCAGCGCACCGUACCGCAAAGACUCACCGGCUGUUUUAUCCUAACGCUCCCAAAUCUGUAAAUCCCUCCAGCCACACCCACCGAUCACACAGGUCGUCAAGGAUAUAUCGCCCACAGGAGCAACCUUCCAGUGCCCUCGAGAGCCAUCAGGCACACCAUUCCAGGACCCCGCGCUCCUUUGGCCACGCUUUCGACCAUCCCUCAUUCGUCAAGACCUUCGACCGUGCUGACAAGAGCCUCAACCCGCCCUACACACCUGCCACCCGCGUCCUCGAGCGUGGCGAUGAUGGGCACGACUCAGCGGUGAUCCCAACACCCCCGGAGGUUAAGGUGCGACGCAAGAGAGGUCCUGAGAUUGAAGAACUUUUAGACUCCAAGGUGAAGUUUCCGAGGUUCGGUUACGACAUUGAUCCUUACUUCUCGGACUUCCCGCGCUUUGGUUUCUUUGAUAGCACCAGUUGAUGCGCCCCACGCCGUAUUGUGAAGUACUGCGUGGCCAUUCGCCGCAGUCCCUCUUCCUCCUCAGCAAAUGAAAGUAUGGCCCUGCACCUUGACGCCAACCAUUGUGAUGAUCCUAAUGACUAUUUUAUCUUUUUUUUUUUUCUUCUACAAGACUAAAAAGACGAGCUAAAGAUCAUCAUCAUCAUCAGACUGUGGAAGUUCACUCUAAAUUAUAAAUGAUGAAAAAUAAUCAUAUUAGGAAAUACGAGUUAUCAAAUAAGGAAAAAUACAAAUACAUAAACUAAAAACACUAAAAAGAAUACAUCCAAUCAAUUAUCAAAACUAUAACGAUAAUAGAAGUAAAAAAAAAUAAAAAUAAAGAACAACAACAACAACAAUUACUCACAAUACAUCUUAUCAGUAUUUCCACUUACAACAAAAGAGUUCACGUAUCAAACAUGAUAAGAAACAGUUUUAUGCAAGAUUAUAUCAUGCAAAAUUACAUACCGAAAAAAAGAGAGGAAUAAAAACUUCACUUCCUGAGAUGAAAGCCUUACAAUAACAAUAUAUCAUUUUAUUUUAAUGUGUGGGGAGGAAGGAGGGACUGCCCCAAGUGGUGUGUGUGUGUGUGUGUGUGUGUGUGUGUGUGUGUGUGUGUGUGUGUGUGUGUGUGUGUGUGUGUGUGUGUGUGUGUGUGUGUGUGUGUGUGUGUGUGUGUGUGUGUGUGUCUGCGUGUAUGUGACUGGUUUAAUUAAGUUAUUAUAAGUUAUAAAAUAGUGCUUCAUAUUCUUAUAUGAUAAAAGUAAAAAAAAAUAUCAUGAUCAUUAACUUAUUUUUAGACACAGAUGGUUCAACAUUAUGUAUUUAUUAUUAAUUUAUUGUUUAACAAACAUUUCUUACAUGUGUGUGGUUAAACAUGCUACUCAUUAAUGGGUUG
Molecule: messenger RNA, 3763 nt
Organism: Scylla paramamosain (green mud crab)
Lineage: Eukaryota; Metazoa; Arthropoda; Malacostraca; Decapoda; Portunidae
Product: serine/arginine repetitive matrix protein 1-like
Exons: 2
Coding region: 157-2847 (896 amino acids)
Source: RefSeq, a predicted model, not a curated record